Messenger RNA from Venturia canescens, 2749 nucleotides. RefSeq names its product UBX domain-containing protein 11-like. Gene Ontology annotation, molecular function: ubiquitin binding. The coding region runs from base 632 to 2266 and encodes 544 amino acids. The record is from RefSeq and is a predicted model, not a curated record. The transcript is spliced from 12 exons. Gene Ontology annotation, biological process: proteasome-mediated ubiquitin-dependent protein catabolic process. Lineage: Eukaryota; Metazoa; Arthropoda; Insecta; Hymenoptera; Ichneumonidae.
GAUAAUUCAUUAUUGAGGUCAAUGUGAAACUCGUUCAUGUACCUUUUCGAUAAGUCACGAGUCGUUGAUAAUGAAAUUUCUUUCAAAUGCGCAGCUUUUCCCGAGUCUUCCUGCUUCUGCGUCUUCGUAGAACCGCGAUCUGCGAUGGAACAAUAAUGAUUGAAAAACCCCCUGUAACAUGAGACUUCUCACUUGUGCCUACAUUCCGGUUUCCAUCUUGCCUGAAGCGAGUAACAAAAAGUAUCGAAUAAUUUCAUUGGAAAAAUGAUUUACUACCUCAUCUGUAUUUCGGAUCGCAAUACUUCAGCAGACAGUCAUAUUAGUUUUUGGCAAACCCCUUUGAUCGAUCGCGUUAACCUACAUGCCGAGUAAACCAAGUGUAUAAAUCAUAUUUUCACUGACAAAAUGCUCAACAAAAUUGAAAUUUGACGAAAGUAAAUUGUGACGUAAAUGUUUUCGAGCUUGUUGAUUGAUUUUGCUGUUUGCACCAUGAGUCACCGAGGGAUCCUAUCACCAUCAAGAAAAAAAGGACACAAAUCUCGGAACUCUGUGCCGUCCUCGCCUGAUAGUAUUGAAAGAAGACGAACUCGUUGAUGUCUUAACAAGGCAGAUUUAUCUAGCUGAAAAUCAGAUGCAAAAGAUGCAAUCGGUUUUGAAGAGAGCCGAGGAGCGUCUGAGAAUGAAGGAUCAAGAGAUUACACGACUCAAACGAAAAAUCAAAGAUUGGGAGGCCAAGAGCAAAAAUCAAGAUACCAUUCACAAGAGUGUUAUACAAAAGAAAAAAACGGAAACAGAAAAUUCGGCUUAUCUUUACAAAAGAUGCUUGGGUCUUGAGCACAAAAUUUUCGAAAUGGAGAAAUUUCUCGCCGAUUAUGGUCUCGUGUGGAUCGGCGAUACGAAAACUGAUCGAGGCAAACGCCAGAGCAACACACCCAAUGACUUCAUCAAGAAUUGUUAUGCCCAAUUAACUGCGAACAUCGAGGAACUUAACUUGGCCGUUGGUAAGGACGAAGUUUACGUCGAGCUCAAUCAGAAUGGAGCAGGUGCUUCUUUCAAGACUCCGACCUGCAUGUGUCUGAGAUUUUACAAGAACGGAAUGGUCGUCGAAGACGGGAAAUUACGACCGUACAACGACCCCAACACCGUUUCCUUCAUCCGAGAUAUUCUCGAUGGAUACUUUCCAUCAGAAUUACAAAAAUCCUAUCCCAACGGUGUCCCAUUUAAAGUGGAAGAUCACAGAACAGAAACUUAUCUGUUGGGUCCCAUGGGCUUCCCAGGACAUGGUUAUCGACUGGGCAAACAAGCUUUGAUGGGCAAAAGACCUUCGUCGUCGACAGCCAAGCCACCCACGACGACGAAUUUUAACCCUACGAAGUCGCCUUACUUCUCGGUUGACAGUCAAAAAAAAAAUACCUACAGCUGCAAAACGGGAGCGCCUUCGGUCCCUUCGAGCGCCAGAUCGUCGAAACAGAGAAUUUGCCCUCCACCGCUGUCGGUAGAGCUGCUCGAUCUCAGAUCCCAGAUUCUCGCUUCUCACAACAAUAAUUGUUCCCACUCCCAUCUCCAGUCUCAUGUCAACGCAGAACUUGGUAUCGGCAAUCGGACCGAGAGAAAACGGUUUCCUGCCGCGAAAACGACGCAGUACCACAUGUCGGUAAAAGAAAAAUCUUUAACUUCGAAAGGCAGUCGUACGGAUUCGGUUUCUUUGUCAAGCAGAAAAGGAAAAGCGAGUCAGCAUGCCUCGGUCGAUCGUUCGUCAUCAGGAUUCUCUUCGAGUCGGAUGGAAAAAUCAUUUGGUCGCGUUAAAUCGCGUCCCCGAUCAGCGAGCUUGAACAAUGCUCGUCUCCCAAUUCGUUCGUGCUCGAGAUUUUCGUCACCGACCGGCAUCGAUGGGAGUCCGAGACACAUUAAUCAUGCGACUAGUGGAACAACGGCGAAACCGAGAAUAUCAAAAUCAGCGACUCUCGAUAGGAAAAGCGAAUUACCGACCGUUCGUGAAAUCAAUCAAUCGUCCGGGAAACCCGGCGGUUUCCGACUGAAGGUGAGAUCCAUGAACGGGAGCACGGUUUAUCUGGUGCACGUAUCCGCCGACGAUACAGUCGCUAAGCUGUAUCAACUGUUGGAUAAAGCACUGGCAAAAGGUCGUCACAGAAGUUACAAAAUUAUCAUCAGCGGUUAUGAGCGAAAGAGGCUCGAUCAGUUUGGAAUCCAAUUGAAAGAGUAUGGAAUAUCUCGAGAUAGUGUGCUCCAUUUAGUGAACGAUUGAGACUAUUUCAUUGCGAAAUACAAAAGACACGUGCAAUCACAUGGAUCACAUCAAAAGUUUUCGUCACAGGCAGUUGCUUGUUGGGUUCAUCAAGUCCUCGGUUACCAACGCGGAGUUUCGAGAUUUCUGUAAUCUGUCGAGUAAAGUUGGAGUCAAAUAUGCACUACGUGAAAAAAAAAAAAAAAAAAUAAACUCUGUCAUUGAAAUGAAACGUGGCAAGUUUCCCCAGCGUGAAAAAUUCAAUAUUUCAAAAAGAUGCAAAAUUGGUGAUUCUCUCUUCCGUCUGCGUGGAAUUGUAUCUGUAAGCUGCUUAGUUUCUAUAUAUGGAAUCGCAAAAAUUUCUCGUUGAAAUUCGACGGGAUCGUGGAUCAUAUGAAAUUGAUAGUAAACAUUUGUUAAAGCUUCGUUAUCGCGUAACCACCUUUGAAAUUAACGUUCCAGUGUAUCGCUUUCCACCAGGAGAUUAUUGAUGUAUAUAUGCGA